AAAGCAGCCGAGUUGGCACCGACGCCUGAACAUACACUUAAACACUCUCAAACACGCCACGAAUAACCGCCGUUUGGACUUCCAGGCGUGACGCGGAUGUACAGAACCGGUUUGCGAGGAGGCCGGAGCGCUCGGCAGCACUGGCGUUGCAGAAUAGAGCCAAGAAUCCCAUGAGCCGCUGCUGACAAGACGGGAGAAGGAAAGCAGAAAGCCGGUGGUGGGGAGGCUUUCGGAGGCUGCGGCUUCUGCUUCCCGGAGAAAAGCCAUGCCGCUGGUAAUCUGGCUGCUGGGACUCAUGUGUCACCUUGCUGGACUCGCCUGGAGCUUGCACAUGCAUCGACUGCACCCAAAGCAAGAAAGUUUUAUCAAGCAGCUGUCCGCGUACGAAAUAGUAACGCCGGUUCGCCUGAACGAUUUCGGCGAGUCGUUCCCCCAGCAGCGGCACUACCGGCGCAGGCGCAGGAGCGCGGACUCGGACCUGCGCGCGCACUACCGCAUCGAGGCGUUCGGCGAGCGCUUCCACCUGAACCUGAGCGCCGACGCGUCCUUCAUCGCGCCGUCGUACGCAGUGACGCACCUGGGCGCGCCGGAAAGCCGAGGAGGACACGACCCCGGGGACAUGCGACACUGUUUCUUCCAAGGACACGUCAAUGGACAACGCCAGCACCGCGCCGUCUUCAGCCUGUGCACCGGCCUGAUUGGUACAUUUACAACCUUCAAUGGCGAAUACUUCCUAGAACCUUUAAUGGUAGCUGAUGAGGAGCAGAAUGAGGAAGAACACAAUAAACCUCAUCUGGUAUACAAACAUGAAAGGAAGAAGAACAACAGCAAUACGUCUGAGCCUUGUGCAUCUUCAGAUCACAUAAAAGAUGAUAAUCAUUUCCAUAGCAAUGGAAGCAUGGAAGAAAAGGUCAAGUCGGUAUGGGAAAGCAUAGACAAACGUCUGCCUGGCAUACAACAGUCAACCUCCUCAAAUCAUUCCAGUGGCAGCAGGAGAAAACGCUUCCUAUCUUAUCCACGGUUCGUGGAACUGAUGGUCACCGCAGAUGCCAAGAUGGUGCGGCACCACGGACGCAAUCUGGAACACUACAUUCUAACGAUCAUGUCAGUAGUAGCUGCUGUUUAUAAAGAUCCCAGUGUUGGAAACCUCAUUAAUAUCAUGAUUGUUAAACUGAUCAUUAUUCACAAUGAGCAGGAAGGCCCAAGUGUCAACCGCUAUGCUGCUGCAACGCUACACAACUUUUGUGUGUGGCAACACAGUCAGAAUAUUCUGGAUGACAGUCAUCCUUCACAUCAUGACACUGCUCUGCUUAUCACCAGGGAGGAUAUCUGCCGGGAAAAAGACAAGUGUGACACAUUAGGUCUGGCAGAGCUGGGUACAAUGUGCGACCCAUACCGGAGCUGCUCCAUCAGUGAAGAGAAUGGUCUGAGCUCCUCCUUCACCAUUGCCCAUGAGUUGGGCCAUGUCUUUAACAUGCCUCACGACAAUCACCCAAAGUGCCGGGAAGCAGGAAUGAAAAAUCAGUAUCACGUCAUGGCCCCAACUCUGAACUAUGACACCAGCCCAUGGUCCUGGUCCAAGUGCAGCCAAAAGUACAUCACAGAGUUUUUAGAUACUGGUUAUGGGGAAUGUUUGUUGGAUGAACCAGUUGGCAGAUCCUACGAUCUCCCUGUCAAGCUCCCGGGUCAAAUCUACAACGCUAAUCGGCAGUGUGAACUUAUGUUUGGACCAGGCUCCCAAGUCUGCCCAUUCAUGAGACAGUGUAAGAGGCUCUGGUGCACCAGCGCUGAAGGGGACCAUAAAGGAUGCCGAACACAACACAUGCCCUUGGCUGAUGGAACUGAGUGUGGACAUGGCAUGCACUGUAGGCAUGGUAAAUGCGUGAACAGAGAGCUGGAGUCGAAGCCGGUGCAUGGUGAAUGGGGAACAUGGGGACCCUACAGUGCGUGUUCCAGGACCUGUGGUGGUGGUACACGGAGCACGUCUAGAGACUGCAACAAUCCUGAACCAAGGAAUGGAGGGCGCUUUUGCGUGGGACGCCGCAUGAAAUUCCGCUCGUGUAACACAGAACCAUGUCCAAGGGGCCGACGAGACUUUAGAGAGGAGCAGUGCUUACAGUUUGAUGGGAAGCAUUUCAACAUAAGUGGCCUACCUUCUACUGUCCGCUGGGUUCCCAAAUACAGUGGCAUCCUCAUGAAGGAUCGAUGUAAGCUGUUCUGUCGUGUUGCUGGGACGAUGGCCUACUACCAGCUACAAGAUCGAGUGGUUGAUGGAACUCCUUGUGGUCCAGACACCUAUGACAUCUGUGUUCAAGGCCUUUGCAGGCAAGCAGGUUGUGAUCAUGUUUUGAACUCCAAGGCCAGGAAUGAUAAGUGUGGAGUGUGUGGAGGGGACAACUCCUCCUGUAGGACUAUCGCCGGUACUUUCAACAAUGCACAAUAUGGUUAUAAUGUUGUGGUUCGAAUCCCAGCUGGUGCAACCAACAUUGAUAUAAGGCAGGUCAGCUACUCAGGAACUCCAGAAGAUGACAACUACCUCGCUCUUUCUGACGGCCAGUCAAACUUCCUGCUGAAUGGGAACUUUGUCGUGUCAAUGUUUAAAAGGGAAAUCUCCUUAAGAGGAACACAAAUUGAGUACAGUGGCUCAAACACCACAGAGGAGCGCAUCAACUGCACUGAGCGCAUGGAAGAGGAGCUUAUUUUACAGGUGCUGUGUGUAGGGAACUUGUAUAGCCCUGAUGUACGUUAUUCCUUUAACAUUCCUAUAGCGAAUCACCAAGAGCAGUUUAUGUGGGACCUGUCGGGCCCCUGGCAGGAGUGCAGCCGCAUGUGCCAAGGAGAGCGGCGGAGAAAACCAGUGUGUGUACGUAAGAGUGAUCGCCUGGUGGUGUCAGAUCAGAGAUGUGAACAACUUCAUCGACCAAGGGGGGUUAUGGAGCCCUGCAAUAUAGACUGUGACCUUAGAUGGCACGUAGCGGGUAAAAGUGAGUGCUCCACUAAGUGUGGCCCUGGGCAUCGUACGCUAGAGGUGCUGUGUAUGCGCUACAGCCGUGUGAAGCGAGGGAGUGACCGAGUGGAAUCUCGAGCAUGUGGUGAUCUGGCUAAACCUCAGAACCGUGAGCCCUGCCAUGGAGACUGUCUCCUGAAAAGCUGGCAGUACAGCACAUGGUCUCAGUGUUCUAAGAGUUGUGGGCGUGGCACCCGCACACGUGACUCCUACUGUAUGAAUAACCUCGGCCAGCGGCUGGCAGAGCAUGAGUGUAGCGAGCACCAGAGAGUUGUCUCUGAACCUUGUAAUGACACGCCAUGUCCUGACUGGUCCAUCAGUGAGUGGACAGAGUGCACAGUGACGUGUGGGAAGGGGGUGAGGCGCAGACAGGUAUCCUGUGUUUUGGCAGAGGAGAGGCUCAGCGAUGAUCUCUGUGAUCCCACUAGCAGACCCCGCACCAUAAGCAGCUGUGUGCUAUCGGAGUGUGCUUCCUGGCAAGUUGGUGCCUGGAGCACGUGUGCUGUGACAUGUGGCCAUGGCUACCAAAUGCGGGCAGUCAGGUGUGUGUCUGGUUCUUAUGGCAAGACCAUGGAUGACAGAGAGUGUAAUGCAGCGUCAAGACCACGAGAUAGCCAGGAAUGUGAUUUGCCAGCCUGUCCCAGAACAUCAUCAGCAAUCAGCACACCACGACCUGCAGCAUCUGGACACUUACAUACACAGUGGAGAUUUGGAUCCUGGACAACAUGCUCUGUCUCCUGUGGGAAGGGUGAGAGAGCACGGUAUGUCAGCUGCAGAGACUCUCAAGGACGAAUAGCUGAUGAAGCUUACUGCGCCCAUCUUCCUCGACCUCCAGAAACCUCUGUGUGCUUUAGCCCCUGUGGCCAGUGGAGAGAGGGAGAGUGGUCACCUUGCUCUGUGUCAUGUGGUGUGGGUCGUGCUACUCGACAGGUGGUGUGUAUGAACUACAACCAGCAACUGGAUGAAUCUUUUUGCCAUUUGGAUGAGAAGCCCAGCUCGGAGAAGGAGUGUGUCGCUGCCCCGUGCCACUCAGUUUACCAGCUAUGGCCCAAUAACCAGCCCUACUUACCCCCUGACCCUCGCAGCCAUCCAGGACACAAUAGUUGGAAUGUCCCGUCAACAGACCACCAGUGGAGGACUGGGCCCUGGGGAUCAUGUUCCAGUACAUGUGAGGGGGGCUUCCAGAGGAGAGUGGUAGUGUGUCAGGACUCAGAAGGCCGCAGCACAAAUUACUGCGAUGAGAGAGUCAAGCCUAGUGAAGCAAAGAGCUGUGACUCAGGACCUUGUCCUCUGUGGAACUAUGGCAUCUGGGGAGAGUGCAGUCUGUCAUGUGGUGGAGGGCAGCGAACACGGCUAGUAGUGUGCCAGCGUACGAAUGGGCAGAGGCUAAACGAGCACAACUGUGACAUGCUGGACAAACCUCCUGAUGUGGAGCGGUGCAACAUGCAGCCGUGUCCCGGCAGCGCUUCCUGGCACAGGCGACCAUGGAAGCCGUGCUCUGUGACUUGUGGAAAGGGAAACGUGGAAAGGGAACUGGUCUGCGUUUACCGUAACCAGACUGAAACAAAAGAAGAACACUGUGCACAUCUUCCCCGACCGAGGACAAGCAAAGUUUGCAGGGCAGGACCGUGUCCCAGCUGGAAAACCACCAAGUGGCAAGCGUGCUCAGUCACUUGUGGGGUUGGAGUGCAAAAACGUGACGUGUACUGCAGGUUGAAAGGCAAAGGUCGUGUAGGAGAAGACCUGUGUGAUGCUCGUCUGCGUCCAAGCACUUUGCAGCAGUGUUUGUUUCCUGAGUGUCAGGCCUAUAGCUGGUUAGCCAGUGAGUGGCAAGAGUGUAACGCUACAUGUGGAGAAGGUAUUAGACAUAGGACAGUUCUGUGUGUGGAUGGAGUGAAGAAUCUAGUCUCUGAGAGUCUCUGUGACCCCUCAAGCAGACCUGAACUUUAUCAGCCCUGCAUUAGCACCCCCUGUCAGUACGUCUGGGUAACUGCAACAUGGACACAGUGCUCUGUGAGUUGUGGUGUGGGUUACCAGCAGAGGAUAGUGUCAUGCACAGCAGUACCUUCUGCUCCCAACCUGCAGGUGUUUGGUGCUCAGUCUUAUACCCAGGUUUUGCCUUCUAAGUGCCCACAGCCUCCUCCACCGAACACCCAGCCAUGCCAGCUCCCACUAUGCCCACUAUCUGUGUACUGGAAAGCUGGUCCAUGGAGCAAGUGUUCUCAGACAUGUGGUGAUGGAGUGAUGCAGAGGACAGUGGAGUGUCUCACUGAUCAGCAGCUCCCCUCUAAAAACUGCUCGUUAUCCACCCGACCUCAUUCUCAGGCAGCAUGCAGACAGAGACAUUGUGAACUGGCCUCCAACUGCAAAGAGCUACAGAUGAGAGAAGGUAUAAGAAAAGAUGGCGAACAUCACCUCAGAGUUAAAUCGAAAGUUCUCCAGAUUUACUGUGCAGACAUGCAGACCAGCUUUCCAAAGGAGUAUGUGACUCUACGCAGCGGCCACACUGACAAUUACUCAGAGGUGUAUGGAUACAGACUGAACAACCCCUUUGAGUGUCCGCAUAAUGGCAGCAGACGUCAGGACUGUGCUUGCAGAAAUGACUAUCCAGCAAUGGGCUACACUCUCUUCCACAGAGUGAGACUGGACCUCAAAACUAUGCGAAUAAUCACCACAGACGUGCAGUUUUCUAAAACCCUUCUUGGCCACCCUGUUCCGUUCGGCAGUGCUGGAGACUGUUACAGUGCUGCUAGAUGCCCUCAGGGUCAGUUCAGCAUCAAUCUGACUGGGACAGGACUAAAAGUGGCUGAGUUAACUAAGUGGGUGCCCCAAGGCAACUAUGUCUCGAUCAAAGUCCAUCGAUCAGAGGAUGCAACACGUGUCUACGGGCGCUGUGGAGGAUUCUGUGGAAAGUGUCUGCCUCAUCCUCAUACUGGCCUUCUUGUCCAGAUCCAGUGAAUGACACUCAAGUCAAGCCUGCAAGUGCAUAGCUGCAAACUUCCACCAGGGCCUUGGCAUUGGUGGAAUGUUUCUUUUGUGAAAAAUGGUCACAUGCACUAGACCACAUGAAUGCACAUGAAGAACUGUUGGUCUGUACAUGCAAACGUAUUUUACAUGCAUAUGACUACUGUGGUUUGCCUUGAAAGUGUACUGAGGCCUCAAGUCUUUCUUUAAUGGAAAAUCAGUGUCUUGCACACUCUGUGUUGCUCUUUUGCAACUCUGGUUAAUAAUCAGGACUGCAGUGAGACACAGCUCAAUAUUCCCUCCAAAAUCACCAGAAGUGUCAUGUCCUCCCUCGAGCACUCACAAGCACAGCGUCUGUGCUGUCUCAGAACUGUAGACGAGAUGUGUCGAAAUUUAGUAACAAAAUAUUCCAUGCACUGUUAUUUUGUGCCUGCCCAUUUUCAAUAUUAGAGUACGAUCAAUUAGUAGGAAAUAUUUUUCAGCAUUCUUUUAGCUCCCAAUUUAAAUCCUGUCCUAUCUUAAAGGCACCAUGAGAAUCUUUUCUGAAAAUGUUAGUCAAUUCUUAAGUCAAAUUUACCACAUAAGAGUUUCUUUAAACCUUGUUAAAGAACCCGCACUCUGACCGAUGAAGAAAUGGCAUAAAGCUGUGAUUAUAGGUGAGACAGUUAUUGCAGCAGAAACAUUUAUUAGCAGUACAUGCAUACUGGAAAACAGACCCUUUCGUUCAGGGUGAGGGUUUUAUAGAAUAUUGUAACCUCUCUUGUCUUGUUAUAAGACAGACUCAUCUCAUACCGCAAAGUAUUUAUACCUAACCAGGACAAACAGCAGAAGUGUAGUCGGUCAGUAUGCAAAUACGCUGACCAAAGUGAAUGUUUAAAACAAUGAAAGUUUUCAUUAGAAACUUUUCAAAUAAGUUU
Clarias gariepinus (North African catfish) is the source of this 6888-nucleotide messenger RNA. RefSeq names its product A disintegrin and metalloproteinase with thrombospondin motifs 20. The transcript has 38 exons. NCBI's taxonomy places the organism in Eukaryota, Metazoa, Chordata, Actinopteri, Siluriformes, Clariidae. Gene Ontology annotation, molecular function: metalloendopeptidase activity; zinc ion binding. Gene Ontology annotation, biological process: proteolysis; extracellular matrix organization. The record is from RefSeq and is a predicted model, not a curated record. Gene Ontology annotation, cellular component: extracellular matrix. Bases 266 to 5965 code for a protein of 1899 amino acids.